AAAGUUUUGUUUGGUUCCUAUCGCACUUUCACCAGAUAUCGUGGCUCUAAAACCUUAUCCUCGCCAUGAUCAAAGCGAUUCUGGUUUUCAACAACCAUGGGAAACCUCGACUAUCCAAGUUCUACCAAUAUUUCAACGAAGAUAUGCAACAGCAGAUCAUAAAGGAAACCUUCCAGCUGGUGUCGAAGCGGGAUGAUAAUGUGUGCAAUUUUCUCGAAGGCGGCAGCUUAAUCGGUGGCUCAGACUACAAGCUGAUUUACCGGCACUACGCGACGCUAUACUUUGUGUUUUGCGUCGACUCCUCCGAGAGCGAGUUGGGCAUACUGGACCUGAUUCAGGUGUUUGUCGAGACGCUGGACAAGUGCUUUGAGAAUGUGUGCGAGUUGGACUUGAUUUUCCAUGCCGAUUCCGUGCACCACAUACUGUCCGAGCUGGUUAUGGGCGGCAUGGUGCUGCAGACGAAUAUGUCCGAUAUUUUGGCCCGCAUCGAGGAGCAGAAUAAGCUGCAGAAACAGGAAGCGGGCAUUUCGGCGGCCCCGGCCAGGGCGGUCAGUGCGGUGAAAAGUAUGAAUCUCCCCCAGCAGAUCAAGGACAUCAAGCUGCCCGAUCUGCCCCAGGCAAUCAAGGAUCUGAAGUUCUGACCAAACCACAACCUCGACGCGUCGUUGCUUACCAAACUAGCGGCCGACUCCUCGUACAUUCCCAUUAGCAGCAGUCUGGAGGGGUUCAACUUUGGCGACUGCCAUCACCAGUCGGAACAUGUGGGGGGCUCGGCAAACGAUCGUGAGGCAGCAGCAUCGUCCCGGAGACACCUGCCCCGACGGUCGUCCGUGGCGCCCACUCGCUCUUCCAGUCUGCUGCCGAGCGCAGAGCUGAGCGACUGAGCAAAGAAAUCCUUCUACAAAUGGCCUCCCAAUGAAGGAGUGGCCGUUUUUUUCCUUGGUGCUUUCCUUCCCUUUCCUUUCCUUUCCUUUGCUGUUAGGUUUAGUGGCUACCGUAUUAUUAUCCG
Molecule: messenger RNA, 1009 nt
Organism: Anopheles cruzii
Lineage: Eukaryota; Metazoa; Arthropoda; Insecta; Diptera; Culicidae
Gene: or
Product: AP-3 complex subunit sigma-2
Exons: 3
Coding region: 66-641 (191 amino acids)
Biological process (GO): Golgi to vacuole transport; intracellular protein transport
Cellular component (GO): intracellular membrane-bounded organelle; membrane coat; AP-3 adaptor complex
Source: RefSeq, a predicted model, not a curated record